AUGCCCAACACAUUCGGACUCACAAGUCGCGGCUCCAACGUCCGCUCUCGCGGCACGUUUCGAAAGCGCGGUGGAGGACCACGAUCCGGCUCCUUCAAGAGCGCCACCGAAAAGGCCAUCGCCGAUGCCGCCGCACAGCUCGUCAAAGGCGUCGAGGACGGCACCGCCGUCGAGGAGCGCUUCCAGGAGGUCAAGGUGCGCGACGACAUCGACGAGAAGCUCGGCUUCCACCGCCUCGAGCAGGGCGAAACGCGCCAGGCAUGGCUCGUCAACAUGCACCCUACCCUCAUCCGCGAUCCCGACCAUCCCACAGGCAAGAGCGGCGUCGAUUUCUACUUUAUCGAGGACGAUGCAAGCAUGUUCAAGGCAACCGUCCUCUAUCAGCCAUACUUUCUCGUCGGCUGUCGACCAAAUUCCGAAAGCUCCGUAGAGGAAUGGCUCAGGAGAAGGUUCGAGGGCCUCAUCCAGUCCAUCCAGCGCGAGCGCAAGGAAGACCUCAAGCUUCCCAACCACCUCAUCGGACACAAGCGGCUCUACCUCCGCCUCACCUUCCUCAACGUCCAAGAUCUGCUCUCCGUGCGCAAGGAGCUUCUCCCCCUCGCAAAGGCAGCCCAGAAGAAGCUCUCCGCCGUCGACACCUACGCCGACGUGCUCAGCGCCGCUUCGGCAGCAGCCGCUGGCGCAUCCAUCGAGAUCGAGAUGGACGCCCACGGCGACUCCAGCGGCCUUGUCGGCGAAGACGGCUGGACCGGUGGCCGAAAGAGAGCAGCAGCCAGCGCGCUCGAUCCCGCAGAGUGCCUCGUCGACAUCCGCGAGUACGACAUCCCCUACUACCUCCGCGUCGCCAUCGACCAGGACAUCCGCGUGGGUCUCUGGUACGACGUCAGCUUCAAGGACGGCGUCGUCAGCCUCGACAUGGUCCCCAGCCGUGUCAAGCGUGCCGACCCCGUCGUCAUGGCCUUCGACAUCGAGACCACAAAGCAGCCGCUCAAGUUCCCCGACGCAGAGUCCGACGCCAUCAUGAUGAUCUCCUACAUGAUCGACGGUCAGGGUUUCCUCAUCACCAAUCGUGAAAUCGUCUCCGAAGACAUCGAGGACUUCGAAUAUACCCCCAAGGACGAGUACGAGGGCCCCUUUAUCAUCUUCAACGAGUCCGACGAGCUCGCCCUCCUCCAGCGAUUCUUCAGCCACUUCCGCGAGGCCAGCCCCACCGUCGUCGCCACGUACAACGGUGACUCGUUCGACUUUCCCUUCAUCGAUGCACGUGCUCGCGCUCACGGCAUCAACAUGAUGGACGAGAUCGGCUUUGCCAAGGACUCGGACAACGAGUACAAGUCGCGCGCAUGCUCCCAUCUCGACUGCUUCCGCUGGGUGCAGCGCGACUCGUACCUCCCGCAGGGUUCUCAGGGCCUCAAGGCCGUCACCGUCGCCAAGCUCGGCUACGAUCCCAUGGAACUCGACCCCGAGCUCAUGACGCCCUACGCCAUCGAACAGCCCCAGACGCUCGCACAAUACUCGGUCUCCGACGCCGUCGCCACCUACUACCUCUACAUGAAGUACGUGCAUCCCUUUAUCUUUUCGCUCUGCAACAUCAUCCCUCUCAAUCCCGACGAGGUGCUGCGCAAGGGCUCCGGUACGCUUUGCGAGACCCUCCUCAUGGUGCAGGCUUACAAAGGCAACAUCAUCAUGCCCAACCGUCACGAGGAUCCCGUAGGCAACACCUACAGAGGUCACCUGCUCGAGUCCGAGACCUACGUCGGCGGCCACGUCGAAGCACUCGAAGCCGGCGUCUUCCGCUCCGACAUCGAGACCGACUUCCGCGUCGACCCAGCCGCCAUCCAGCAACUCAUCGACGACCUCGACGCAGCGCUCCAGUUCAGCAUCCGCGAAGAGGGCAAGCUGGCGCUCGACGACAUCGAAAACUACCAAGAGGUCAAGGCCGAGAUCCGCUCCAUGCUCGAGGUGAUGCGCGACGACCCCAACCGCAAGGAUUGUCCGCUCAUCUACCAUCUCGACGUCGCUGCCAUGUACCCCAACAUCAUGCUUAGCUACCGGCUCCAGCCGGACUCGAUGGUCAGCGAGGCCAUGUGCGCCACCUGCGACUACAACCGCCCAGGCAUGAAGUGCGACAAGCGCAUGGAUUGGGCCUGGCGAGGCGAGUACUUCCCCGCCAAGCGUGACGAGGUCAACAUGAUCCGCAACGCCUUGGCUAGCGAGACCUUCCCGCCCAGGUUCCCCAACCAGCCUCGACGCACGUUCGAAGACCUCGAGGUGAGCGAACGCACGGCGCUGCUGCACAAGCGACUUGGCGACUACUCGCGCAAGGUGUAUCGCAAAACGCACGAGACCAAGACAGUCAUCCGCGAAGCAGUCAUCUGCCAGCGUGAGAAUCCGUUCUAUAUCAACACCGUGCGCGACUUCCGCGACCGUCGCUACGAGUACAAGGGUCUGCACAAGACGUGGAAGAAGAACCUCGACAAAGCCGACUCGCUCAACGAUACCAUGGAGGCCAAGAAGAUGAUCGUUCUCUACGACUCGCUCCAGCUCGCCCACAAGUGUAUUCUCAACUCCUUUUACGGCUAUGUGAUGCGCAAGGGCGCACGAUGGUACUCGAUGGAAAUGGCCGGCAUCACCUGUCUCACGGGUGCCUCGAUCAUCCAGAUGGCCAAAGAACUCGUGGAGCGCAUCGGACGUCCGCUCGAGCUCGACACGGACGGUAUUUGGUGCAUGCUUCCUGGCGUCUUUCCGGAGAACUUCAACUUCAAGGUCAAGGGCGGCAAGAAGUUCGGCAUCUCGUAUCCGUGCACCAUGCUCAACCACCUCGUGCACGAAAAGUUCACCAACCACCAGUACCACGAGCUCGUCGACAAGAAGAUCGGCCGGUACGAGGUGCGCAGCGAGAACUCGAUCUUCUUCGAGCUCGACGGUCCGUACAAGGCCAUGAUCCUGCCGUCGUCCAAGGAGGAGGACAAGCUGCUCAAGAAACGCUAUGCCGUCUUCAACGAGGACGGCUCGCUCGCCGAGCUCAAGGGCUUCGAGGUCAAGCGUCGUGGCGAGCUACAGCUCAUCAAGGACUUCCAGAAGCAGAUUUUCGAAAAGUUCCUGCUCGGCACGACGCUCGACGAGUGCUACGCGGCGGUCGCCAAGGUCGCCAACCAGUGGCUCGACGUGCUGUACAGCAAGGGCUCGACGCUGCACGACGAGGAGCUCAUCGACCUCAUUGCCGAGAACAAGUCCAUGUCCAAGACGUUGCAGGAGUACGGCAGCCAGAAGUCGACGGCCAUCACCACGGCAAAGCGUCUGGCAGAGUUCCUCGGUGCGCAGAUGAUCAAGGACAAGGGCCUCGCGUGUAAGUUCAUCAUCAGCGCCAAGCCCUUUGGAGCGCCCGUCACGGAGCGUGCGGUGCCGGUGGCGCUCUUCAACGCAGAGCCCUCGGUCAAGCAGCACUACCUCAAGAAGUUCCUGCGCGACAACUCGAUCACCGAUUUCGACAUCCGCAACAUCCUCGACUGGAACUACUACAUCGAGCGCUUUGGCGGUGUCAUCCAGAAGCUCAUCACGAUCCCAGCGGCGAUGCAGAAAGUGUCGAACCCGGUGCCGCGUGUCCGACACCCGGACUGGCUGCACAAGCGUGUCGCAGCGCGCGAGGACAAGUUCAAGCAGAGGAAGCUCACCGACGUCUUCCGUCCCGCUGCCAAGCCGUCCGCGGUCGAAGCGAGCUCGGCCUCGAAGCCCGUCGCCGCUGCUGCGCCGCCAAAGGAGGUCGAGCCGGAGAUCGAGGAGAUCGCACCAGACAUGAACGUCGACUACCCCGGCUGGGUUGCGGUGAUGAAGAAGAAAUGGCGAAAGCAGCGCCUGCAGAGAGCCAAGGAGCGCAAGGCGAGGGCGGCAGGCGCGAGCGUGUUUGGAUCGUCUUCGCUGGGCAAGGGAACCGUUGGGUCGCUCUUCUCGCAGCGUUCUGCCAACAUGGCAACGGCCGUAUGGGACGUGGUUCAGAUCUGCCCAUCUUCACGCCCCGGCGAGUACCGCAUGUGGAUCUCGAUCGACCAACACCUGCAGGCGCUCAAGCUCAAGGUGCCGCGCCAGUUUUACGUCAACUUCAAGAGCAACCCGGGCAACGAAGUCUUUCUGCCGGGCGUGUACGAGGCGGAGCGACUCGUCAAGACGCUGCCGCGCGAUGCGCCGUGCCGCCACCUCUACCGCAUCACCGUAGACGAGGACGUCUACCAGGAGCAGGAGGCACACUUUAGCAACCUCAUCCACCAUCCCAACGUCGAGGGCGUGUACGAGAAGCAGCUGCCGCUGGAUGUGCGUGCGCUGAUCCAGCUCGGAUCCAGCUGCGUCUACGGGCGCAACGGCGCGUCGCAGAAGCUGAGCCGCGCACUGGAUACGGGCUUCCGCCUGCACGAUCUGUCGCCGCCCACCUCGGUCGAUAUCUCGCCCAGCCACAGUUACCUCUCGGGCGGUGCAGGUAUCCGCUACUUCUACCUGUACCACGCUCAUCGCGAUGGGCGCCACGUGCUCAGUGUCUUUAGCCCCGAGGGCGACGUCAAGGUGCACAUUGUCGACAGCGCCGGGCUGCGCCAGGUGCCCAACCUGGAGACCAUGUAUGCGGACCGCGUCGCGCACAUGCGCAAGCGCGGCACGCUCGCCGAGGUCAAGGGUGUCUUUGAGUACAGCGACACGAUGCGCGUGGAUGUGCGCAUCCACACGUCGGCAUCACGCGCGUUCAAGGCGCUGGCCAAGGAUCUGACCACGCUGCGCACGGCCAAGCAGGGCUCGGCGCUGCUCGCCAUGUGCACGUCCAAGGACCAGGCGUACUACGAGACGCACGUGCCCAGCGUCGCCGAGUUCCCCAUCAUCAAGAUCGCCGCGGCGGCGCUCGAGGACGAGCUGCCGGCGCUCGGAUGGCAGCUGUAUUCGGCCCGCCGCAUGUUCCAGUGCUACCUGCGCGCGGCGAGCUGGGUGCGCGGAUGGAUCGAUCUAGCGGGCCACUUUGACCUGCCGCUUUGCAACCUGGAGAAGGACUUUACGAUCUUUGGCGCAGACAUCGACUUUGCACGCAGGCUGGUCAAGCAGGACAUGGUGCUGUGGUGGUCGCCGCAUUCGCAGCCGGAUCUGGGCGGACGCGAGCAGGAUAUCCAUGCGCAGUCCAGGUGGGACGAGCAGGAGUCGCUCGAGCUCAGCCAUCCGGGCGCGUAUGCGACCGUGUGUCUCGAGGUCGGACUGGUGGAUCUGGCGGUCGAUGCGGUGCUCCAGUCUGGAACGGUCAACGACAUGGAGGGCAGCUCCUCUGGCGUGGCGUUCGAGGGUGCAUCACACAACCUGGACGAGUACUCGCGCGGCACCGUCGAGAGCUCGACGAUUCUGGGCGACUCGGUGCUCACGUCGGCGGUGUUCUCGGCGGUCAAGGGCAUGGUCAAGGCGUGGUUCAUGACCAAGCGGCGCGGCCGGUCGCAGUUCUCCUCGCUGCUGUCGGACAACUUUUGGCGCUGGGCGUCGUCGGACGCAUCGGCCAUGUUCGAGCCCGCGCUGCAGCGCUUCCUGUUUGGGCUCAUGAAGAAGACGCUGCUGCAGCUGCUGGCCGAGUUCAAGCGGCUGGGCGCCAGCAUCGUGUACGCGUCGUUCAACCGGCUUUUCUUGCUGACGACCAAGCCGAGCGCAGCGAAUGCCAUGGCGUACUCGCGCUACCUACUCUCGGCGGUGACGAGCCGCGAGCUGUUCAAGCACGUCCAGCUCGACAUCAUCCACUACUGGGAGUACCUGCUGUGGAUGGACACGGCCAACUUUGGCGGUGUGAUUGCGGAUGUCGACUCGCUCGUCGCGCCGACCGAGGAGGCGGAGGCCGAGGCAGCGCGAACGACCAAGUCGGGCAUGCCGACGUUCAACGUGGAGAUGAACUGGAACAUCCAGACGUUCCUGCCGCUGGCGGUGCAGGACAAGUUCUCGAUCGCGGUGGGAUCGUUCAUCUUUAGCAUGUACGAGCACAAGCAGCAGGCGACGGUGGCGGGCGACCUGGACCGCACGCCUCUGCGCGCGGUGGCGGAGCCCAACACGCCGGCGAACGGCGAGGCGUCCAAGGACGACGCCGAAGACGGAGGCAAGGAUCGCGACGAGGUGGUGGGAUCGGCGGCAGCGGCGGUGGCCAAGUUUAGCACGGAUCUGAUCAACCACACGAUGACUCGGAAGAUGCUCAAGCAGCUGGCGUCGCUCAAGACGGCGAUGCAGACGUCGUCGGACGAGAUCAAUGCGGCGGUGGCGCGCGACGAGGACGAGGAGUAUGUCGACAUGCUGACGGCCGAGCACAAGCGCGCGUGGGCGUUCCCCGUGCUCCCGGGCUCGUGGUUGGCCAUGUCGAAUCCGCUGCUCGAGUUUAUCAAGACGACGACGGCGGUGCUGGCGCUGUCGCGCGAGAAUGCGAUCGAGGUGCAGAUCCUCAAGCGCAACCUGCUCGACAUGAUCAACGUGCGCGAGUUUGCGCCCGAGGCCGAAUUCCGCAAUCCGUGCGAGCCGUUCAAGCUGCCGCUCGUCAUCUGCGCCUUCUGCAACGACGACCGCACGCUGGAUUUGUGCCGAGACCCUGACCUGAUGCCCAAUCCGAACGCGGUGGCACAGACGCCCAAGUGGAAGUGCGCCAAAUGCGCGUUCCCCUACAGCGUGGCGCAGCUCGAGAUGAGGCUGGUCAACAUUGCGACGAGCUACCUCGAGUCGUUCCAUCUGCAGGAUCUGCGCUGCAACAAGUGCGGUGCGCUCAAGUCGACGAAUCUGCAGCCGCACUGCGAGUGCUCGGGCAGCUUUGGAUUGAUGGUGACGCGCAAGGAGACGCUCAAAAAGCUGCGCUCGCUGCAUACGAUUGCGGGCUUCCAUUCGCUGCACACCGUGCAGGCGGCCGUGGACCACAUCAUCGCCAUGGUCUAG
Molecule: messenger RNA, 6918 nt
Organism: Moesziomyces antarcticus
Lineage: Eukaryota; Fungi; Basidiomycota; Ustilaginomycetes; Ustilaginales; Ustilaginaceae
Product: DNA polymerase epsilon, catalytic subunit a
Exons: 1
Coding region: 1-6918 (2305 amino acids)
Biological process (GO): base-excision repair, gap-filling; leading strand elongation; nucleotide-excision repair, DNA gap filling
Cellular component (GO): nucleus; epsilon DNA polymerase complex
Molecular function (GO): single-stranded DNA 3'-5' DNA exonuclease activity; DNA binding; nucleotide binding
Source: RefSeq, a predicted model, not a curated record